Molecule: messenger RNA, 2088 nt
Organism: Leguminivora glycinivorella
Lineage: Eukaryota; Metazoa; Arthropoda; Insecta; Lepidoptera; Tortricidae
Gene: MICU1
Product: calcium uptake protein 1 homolog, mitochondrial-like
Exons: 10
Coding region: 128-1579 (483 amino acids)
Biological process (GO): mitochondrial calcium ion homeostasis; calcium import into the mitochondrion
Cellular component (GO): uniplex complex
Molecular function (GO): calcium ion binding
Source: RefSeq, a predicted model, not a curated record
AAUAGUUAAAGUUAUCUGUGGCCACAUAAAAUUUGAGGACAUAUUUUUCUCGAUGAACGAAUAGAAAUAGAAGACAAUUACUAAAAGAGCUGUGUAACAUUUCACCUGAGCAUUUACUUUAGCCACAAUGUACAGCAUAUCAUCAUACCUCCUCAAAUUGCCAAAGGAUUUGGCUACAUUGCGUCGAAUCACAUUGAUCACAGAGACAUCCAAGCCUAUCCUAGCUUCCAAUUCUCAUAAUUUGGUUCGUAACUAUCACGACUACAAGAAAAAUGACAAUAAAGAAAAUUUGCGGCAAAGAUCGUUGAAAUAUUUAUGUUAUUCCUUGUUGUUUGGUGCUGCAGCUUUCACAUCCUAUAAACUUUGGAUAAGGUAUCAAGUGUUUCCCUCGAUAACAGCUGCUGAAGAGCUAGUUGAAACUGACUCUGAGGAUGCAGACACGAAAAAGAAAAGGUAUAGGAAGGAAAAAAUAGGAUUCAGAGAUAGGAAGAUUAUUGAAUAUGAGAACCGAAUGAGGUCAUACUCAACGCCUGAUAAAAUAUUCCGAUAUUUCGCCACUGUCAAAUUAGCAGUUGGUGACAGUACGGAAGUUUACAUGACUCCUGAUGACUUUUUACGAGCUAUCACACCUGGCAUGAAGCAACCUGAUGGGUUGGGACUUGAUCAAUAUCGGAGAUAUGACCCUAAGAGCAUCAGCCAACGCUUGAACUUGGACCUCGACGAGGAUUCGAUCUUCUACAAACUGGGGUCUUCGGGUCUCAUCACCUUCAGUGACUACAUCUUUCUGCUGACUGUUCUGUCAACAUCCCGCCGCCACUUCGAGAUCGCGUUCCGCAUGUUCGACCUCAACGGCGAUGGAGACGUUGAUUGCGAGGAGUUCGAAAAAGUCGCCGCUUUGAUCCGACAGCAGAGCAGCAUUGGAUCAAGACAUAGGGAUCACGCUAACACUGGCAACACUUUUAAGGGUAUCAACUCGGCGCUCACAACAUACUUCUUCGGGCCGAAGCUGAACGAGAAACUGACGAUAGAGAAAUUCCUCGACUUCCAGCAUCAGCUGCAGAAAGAGAUAUUAUCUCUCGAGUUCCAGAGAAAGCAACCAGAUGAAAAUGGUCGCAUCACUGAGGCGGACUUCGCUGAGUUGCUGCUAGCGUACGCAGGCUACCCGGCUAAGAAGAAGGCGAGGAUGCUCAAAAGAGUUAAAAAAGCUUUCCGCGACCAUGGAGUAGGAAUCACCAAAGAAGACUACCUCUCGUUCUUCCAUCUCCUCAACAACAUUAACGAUGUGGACACCGCACUGACGUUUUACCACAUCGCCGGGGCCUCUAUAGACCAACCGACACUGAGACACGUGGCACGGACCGUCGCGCACGUGGAUCUAGACGCACAUGUGAUCAAUGUGGUGUUCACCAUCUUUGAUGAGAACAUGGACGGACAACUUUCCAACCGCGAGUUCGUGGCCGUGAUGAAGAACCGCCUCCUCCGCGGCCUCGAGAAGCCCAAAGACACCGGCUUCGUCAAACUGAUGCAUUCGCUGAUCAAGUGCGCUCGCGACACCAAACCCGCCAUCUUGGAUUUCUAAGGUUGUACACUACUCUUUAGACCUAGACGAAGCUCGGCCCUCAACUGCAGCUAUAAUUAAAGAUCGUUAUCAGCGUGCUGUAUUGGUGGCAGACAAUGACUGGCAAAAAAACAAGUACACAAGUAUUUAAAACAUUUUAUAUUAACAAAUUCUGAAAUAUAUCUAAAUUACAUUGAAUAAAUAACUAAAAUUUGUUCAACAGAUUUGGCUUCGUGCACUACUUUUGACUUGAACUAUACUUGAAUAACAAUUCUAGAUAUUCGUAUCUAGAGUGCAUUUGAUUAUUUGGAUUAAAAUAAUAUACACUUCGCGUAAUGUAUUUUUAUGACAUAAUUAAUGUCAUUUGACGUAUAUUGUUUUAAAAAUAUAUAGUUGGUCGGAAAAGGCUUUGUACCCUAGAGGUGUAAUCCAAAGAAGGUAAGUAUUUAUUUUGUAGUUAAGAACAAAGUGAAUAUUUAAAUGUAUUUGUUUUUUUUGCCAACCGUACCAUUUGCCACGAAAAGUGCACC